Arachis stenosperma is the source of this 1308-nucleotide messenger RNA. RefSeq names its product protein UNUSUAL FLORAL ORGANS. Lineage: Eukaryota; Viridiplantae; Streptophyta; Magnoliopsida; Fabales; Fabaceae. Gene Ontology annotation, molecular function: protein binding. The transcript has 2 exons. Bases 1 to 1308 code for a protein of 435 amino acids. The record is from RefSeq and is a predicted model, not a curated record.
AUGGAAGGUUUUCAUCAUCACCAUUCUUCUAUCACCUCUCCUUUCUCUUAUACCUUUGCCAUCACGGGCACCGCUGCAACAACAAGCACCUUCAACACCACACCAUGGAUGAAUAGCAGAAUAUGGAGCAAGCUUCCUCAGAGGCUCAUUGAUCGCAUCCUCGCCUUCCUCCCUCCUCCUGCUUUUUUUCGAGCUCGUUCUGUGUGCAAGAGAUGGUACGCCCUUCUCUUCUCCAACUCUUUUCUCGAAUUAUACCUUCAAGUCUCACCCAGGCGCCACUGGUUCAUCUUCUUCAACCACAAGAUCAGCAAAAGCUACAUCUACAAGAACAACAAUAAUGGCGCCACCGGCACUGCCUCCAAUCACAACAACGACGGUUACCUCUUUGAUCCCUAUGACAUGGCAUGGUAUCGAAUCUCCUUCACUCUCGUCCCAUCUGGAUUCUCUCCCGCUUCUUCUUCGUCGGGAUUACUGUGUUGGGUUUCUGAUGAAGCUGGUCCCAAAACCAUGCUUCUCUGCAACCCUAUCAUCGGUUCUCUUACUCAGUUACCACCCACACCAAGGCCAAGACUCUUCCCUUCCAUUGGCUUAACCGUUACUCCAACCUGCAUCGACGUCACAGUAGCUGGCGACGACAUGAUUUCCCCUUAUGCCGUCAAGAACUUAACAUCAGAGAGCUUUCACAUCGAUGGAGGGGGAUUCUACUCCAUAUGGGGAACAACUUCUUCUCUUCCCCGGCUUUGCAGUCUUGAAUCCGGAAGAAUGGUUUAUGCAGAAGGAAAAUUCUACUGCAUGAAUUGCAGCCCCUUUAGUGUUAUGGCGUUUGACAUAACCUCCAACGCGUGGUUCAAGAUCCAAGCUCCCAUGAGAAGGUUCUUGCGCUCUCCCAGCUUGCUUGAGUGUAAGGGCAAGCUCCUCCUCAUCGCCGCUGUUGAGAAGAGCAAGCUCAACGUCCCCAAGAGCUUGAGGGUUUGGACCUUGCAAUCUUGCGGAACAAUGUGGGUGGAGAGUGAGAGGAUGCCGCAGCAGCUAUACGUUCAGUUUGCAGAAUUGGAGGGUGGGAAUGGGUUUGAAUGUGUAGGGCAUGGAGAAUUCAUUGUCAUAAUCAUCCGUGGCACCGACAAAGCGUUGUUGUUUGACAUUUCUAGGAAGAGGUGGCAGUGGAUUCCGCCCUGUCCUUAUCGUCGUCACCAUCAUCAUGGGUUUGUUGAUGAGUUGCAUGGUUUUGCAUAUGAGCCUAGACUUGCUACUCCCGUUACUGGACUUCUUGAUCACUUAGCACUCCCCUUUCAGAACUUUAAUGCUUAA